UGCGCCUGCCAGCAAGGGGGCGAGAAUGCGUUCGUAGGGGUACUAGCAAACACCUCGUCAAUUUUAGGACUAGCAACAGAAAGAAAAUACGGUUUUUAUCCCCUCAUGUUUGGUGCUUACGUUGCUCCAGAAAGCAAAACACCAAAGUCGUUGUAGGCCAGAGGUGAUUGCCCGCAUCCCGUUGUAAGGUGUAAUUUGGAAAUUACGCCACCACCGAAUAUACAUUGUAUAUGUUCAUAUCUAACGGUUAGCUGACAGGGUACCCAGCACAGCCAUUGGGGCAAUGGCGUUGAAAAGAAUUCAGAAGGAGCUGUCUGACUUGCAGAGGGACCCACCUGCUCAGUGCUCUGCUGGACCAGUUGGAGAUGAUUAAUGUGGGACCCCGAUUUCCAAACGCUAUACAAAUUUUACUUACAUCUGACAAGAGGAUUUUGGACUUCUGAACAACAGUCCAGUUCUUUUUCUCCACAGCCCAGUGUUUCAUUGGCAGGCAACGAUAAUGGGUCCAAGUGACAGCCCUUAUCAGAAUGGAGUGUUUUUCCUCACCAUCCACUUCCCUACAGAUUACCCAUUCAAACCACCAAAAGUUGCAUUUACAACAAAAAUUUACCAUCCUAAUAUUAACAGCAAUGGAAGUAUUUGUCUGGAUAUACUGAGAUCACAGUGGUCACCUGCACUAACAGUAUCAAAAGUAUUAUUAUCAAUCUGCUCCCUUCUUUGUGACCCAAACCCCGAUGACCCUUUGGUGCCAGAGAUCGCUCAUACGUACAAGGCUGACAGGGAAAAGUACAACAAAUUAGCAAGAGAAUGGACCCAGAAGUAUGCAAUGUGAGGUUGCCAGCGAGACGGAAAUCCAAAAGGAGAACAAAAGAAACAUGUUUGAUUGUAACUGGAGGCAUAGGGAAAACAACACGAGACAACAGCUAACCUUUUGGACAAGGCGGCAAUAUCCCGAUGUGCUGAGUUUAUCCGAUGCACUGUCCUUGAUGCAUUUAUGGAUCUCAGCAGGACCUGAAGGGCUCCUGGAAGCACUCGCUUAGCGAAAACCAGACACUACUCACAGCCCAUACGCCAUACUCAAGACUUUAAAUUGUUAUCCUUGCUAUUGUUCUAGCUGCCAUCUUUGUUGCUUUACGUACACAUCUUUCAUUGUCAUGUUGUUUUACUUUGUUGGGUUUUGGAAACCAUCACCUUGAUUUUUGGGGAUGCUGCCUCUGUCCCACCGGAUGUCCUCCUCUCUUACUGCAUUUCCAUGGAUAUCGUGGCCUUUCUGUGUUCUGAUGUUUCGGCCAACGUGCAAUUGAGAUAGAAUGUUCCCAGUUCAACACAAUAAUGGUGCGGUGCUAUUACCAGCAGCUGAUCAAAUGGCACACACAAAUACUACCCCAAGACAA
Hippocampus comes (tiger tail seahorse) is the source of this 1394-nucleotide messenger RNA. RefSeq names its product ubiquitin conjugating enzyme E2 D4 (gene ube2d4). The transcript is spliced from 8 exons. Bases 500 to 832 code for a protein of 110 amino acids. NCBI's taxonomy places the organism in Eukaryota, Metazoa, Chordata, Actinopteri, Syngnathiformes, Syngnathidae. The record is from RefSeq and is a predicted model, not a curated record.